Monoraphidium neglectum is the source of this 2502-nucleotide messenger RNA. RefSeq lists its product as hypothetical. NCBI's taxonomy places the organism in Eukaryota, Viridiplantae, Chlorophyta, Chlorophyceae, Sphaeropleales, Selenastraceae. Gene Ontology annotation, biological process: regulation of apoptotic process. The transcript has 8 exons. The record is from RefSeq and is a predicted model, not a curated record. The coding region runs from base 1 to 2502 and encodes 833 amino acids.
AUGCAGCAGCAGCGGGUCGCGCAGCAGCAGCGGGAGAGAGCCAGGCGGCAGCAGCAGCAGCCGCAGCCGCAGCCGCAGCCGCAGCAGCAGCAGCAGCAGCAGCAGCAGCAGCAGCAGCAGCAGCAGCAGCAGCAGCAGCAGCAGCCACAAGAGAACCCACAACAGCAGCAGCAGCCGCAGCAGCAGGUGGCGGGGAAGCAGGCGCCUCCUUCGUCCUCAGCCUCCCCCAAGCUGGUCCCUAUGCCCAUCAGGCUGUCACUGCCAACGGGCUCAGUGGGUGCGGCCCCGGCGGCCAAGCCUACGCCGUCAGUGGCCAGCCCUGCGGUAUCAGCGGCGCCCGUCAAGCCCGCCACGGCCAAGCCCGACGCCGGCCCCGUCCCUGGGCAGCCAAAACCGUCCCCCGUGGCCAAGCCCGUCGCCGCCCCCGCCCUUUCGCAACCAAAACCGUCCCCCGCGGCCAAGCCGGCCGCGCCGGCAGCCAAGGUGCCCGGUGGGUCCCCGAAGCCGCCUGCAGCGGCAGGCAAGGCCCCCGCGGCAGCGGCCAAGCAGCCUGCAUCAUCCGCCAAGCCCAAGCCCGAAGCCAAACCACUCAAAUCGCCAGGCCCGCCGCCGGCGCCACGGCCGCCGGCGCCAAAGGCGGCCCCCGCCGCGCAGCGCGACGCGAGCGCGCAGCGCCGGGCCUGGUGGGGGGAGGCAUUUGACCUUGACCAGUAUCAGCCGCCGGCCGAGGUUGACGCGGGGCGGCUGGUGAUCACAAUAGAGCCGUCCGAGGCGACGAGCAAGGCCAUACCCGAGAGCUUCCUUGGCACCAGCCACGAAUGGGGCGCCCUUGAAGACCUGGGUUCGGAUCCCGACGGCGCUGCCGCAUUUUCAAACAUCUUCCGCGCCCUCGGACGCUCCCCGGUCCUGCGCAUCGGCGGCCACUCCCAGGAGGUCCUCGCGGCGGCGCCGUCGGAGCGCGCGUGGCGCGCCCUGGCGGGCUUCAAACAGAGCGUCGGCGCGCGCUUCAUCAUCGGGCUGCCGCUGGCGGAGAGGGAGUCUGUGGCCAUGAGCAAGCGCAUGAUGCAGGACGCGGCGCGGUGGCUGGGAGAUGCGGUGAUCGCGUUCGAGCUCGGCAACGAGCCGGACAUGUGGCUGCGCCGCACCGGCGGCUGGGACGGCGCGACAUGGCAGCGCGGCUUCGGCGCCUAUGUCAAAUAUUUCCACGCCACAGCCGACAAGCUGGCGGAGUGCGGCGCGCGGUCCGCCGCGGAUUCUAUCGCCGCGAUCUCCAACACCGCGUUUGGCGAUGGCAUCAACGAGGCCGACCGCGACGCGUUUGAGCGGGAGCGCGCCGACACCCUCAAGGCGCAGCAGGAGUAUCUGCUUGCCGCGAUGGGCGCCGCGCCGAGCGGCUCGGGCCACCUGCGGCGGCGCUUGGCGGCGGCAGCGAACGGCACCAUCCCCCUCCUAGGCGACGGCAGCAGCAGCAGCAGCAGCAGCAGCAGCAGCAGGCGCCUGCAGCAGGCUGGUCAGAAGCCUCUCUUCAUGGGCCCCGCCUGGCACAACGUCUACCUCACCCCAGAAAGCCUGGCGCUCCAGGGCCGCGUCGCAAAGGACUGCGGCUACAUGCACUCGCUGUCCGUGCACUACUACUGCUGGAAGUGCGCCGAGGCGAUCCGCCAGCGCGGCGCGGGCAUCGGCGGCCUGCUGGAUGAGGGGGAGAUGCAGGCGGCGGCUGCGCAGAUGGGGAGGCUGGUGGCGGCGGCGGAGAAGGAGGGGCUGCCGCUGCGUAUCAGCGAGGCCAACUCCAUCAGCGGCGGUGGCAUGAAGUGGUACAGCGAGUCCUACGGCGCUGCGCUCUGGACUGCGGACUUUGCGUUCGAGGCGGCGCGCGCCGGCGUGUCGGGCGUCAACAUGCACUGGGGCAUCGGAGGCACCGCGACCGGCGGCGGCCCCGCCUACACUGGUGUCCAGACCAACUACCUCUCCUCAGGAAGGCCCUACCCCUCGGUCCACGCCCCUUGGUACGGCUACCUGCUUUUCAGCCACGCCACCCAGGGCGACGGCGCCGCGCGCUUCGUCAAGGCGACCCGCGACGCCGGCAGGUCGAGCUGCGGCGCCGCGAUCAAGGUGUUUGCGCUGAAGGGCGGCGACGUGCCCUCGAUGGGCCAGGUCGGGCGCAGCCUGCGGCUGGUGGUGAUAAACAAGGACGAGGAGAAGGCGUGCAACGUGACCCUCAGCGCGGCCGGCGCUUGGGGCGACGGCAAGGCGGUUUGGCUGCUGCCCGGGGCCAAGGGUCUCAUGUCCAAGGUUGGCGUCACGUUCAGGGCGCAGCACUAUGAGGGCACCCUCGAUGGCGUAAUCGCCGGGACGGCGCUGAUGCAGCCGGUCGCGCCGGUCAACGUCGCGGGAGUUGACCGGGGUAGUGGCGGCGGCGGCGGCGCGGGGGUGCGGACAGAGUACACUCUGGGUCGCCUCGCGCCGGGCCGGGCGGUGGUGGUGACGGCCCUGGCCGCGUGA